Molecule: messenger RNA, 408 nt
Organism: Brenthis ino (lesser marbled fritillary)
Lineage: Eukaryota; Metazoa; Arthropoda; Insecta; Lepidoptera; Nymphalidae
Source: the annotation of a GenBank genome assembly
AUGUCUAGAAGAAAACAAGCAAAGCCGCGAUCUCUUAAGCCGGAAGACGAGGAGGAGUGGGUUGAGGGAGAUCGCUCCGAAGGUAUAGAAGAUACCAACGUAAAUAAUUCUAGCAGUGAUAAUGAAGAAACUCAUGAAGAAACAAUGGAAGACAAGCACGAAAUAGCUGAAGAGAAUAUAGAAGAGAAAGAAGAUGGCGACGACACCGCAAGUCUCAAAAAGUCCAUUGACCAAUUUGAACCUGAAGAUGUGGCUGGGUGUGCUGCGGCAAUGGCUGCCUCGCGGCGCGUCUCGCCGCCCGUCGCGCUGCUUUACGACCAUGUCCCCGCUUAUCUUCAACCAUUUGCGAUAAAUCUCCACCAAACUCCUUGGACCUCAAAUAUUUACAUGCUAAUUCGUAGUCAAUUC